Molecule: messenger RNA, 4632 nt
Organism: Botrytis cinerea B05.10
Lineage: Eukaryota; Fungi; Ascomycota; Leotiomycetes; Helotiales; Sclerotiniaceae
Exons: 2
Coding region: 79-4374 (1431 amino acids)
Source: RefSeq, a predicted model, not a curated record
GCAUCUCGCACUUUCACGGUCUAUAAUUACGGGCCCAGAUCUAACCUCGUAUCACAUCACGAUCCCCAAUCGAUCAACAUGUACUCAAUCCCACCUCCCUCGCGCACCCCCAGUCCACCCCCAGAACCUCCCCCAGACCCAAACGCCGUCAUCGACCCCCGCAACAAACCCAUUCUCACCGUCGCCCAAAAAAAAUACACCACCUAUGAUUUCACCCCCUUCCUCUCCUCUCCCGCAGUCCUGCACCGCAUGCGCGAAAACCGUCACCAAAUCCCCCUCAUCUCUCCCAUCCCUGCAACACGUAUCCCGUCUCCUCUGGCCGAAAAUCUUCACCCCUCCGUCAUCAAAGAUGUCCGGGACUUUCUUCUCGGGGCCGGGAAAUACAAAUCGCCAUAUACUCGAAAUUAUUCCGGCAACGGACACGAGGUGUGGAAGUCCUGGAAACGCGCGUGGGAUAUUUGGAAUAAUCAUUAUAUAGAAGGACGAGUAAAUGAAGUAUGGGUUGCACGCGCCUAUGCAGAGUGGGAAGCUUAUAUUAAACAACAGAAAAAGAAGGGGAAGCUUCCGUUUGAGGGGCCAGCGGGGAAGAGACAGUACAGGAGGAAGAAAGUGAAGAUAGGAAAACCGUAUAGAACGGAAGCUAAAGCGCUCGAACAAUUCGAAAAGAACAUUACUGAGAUAGCGCAAGGACGGAAAGAUUGGAAAGAACGUGCCACCCAGAAUCUCAAAGCGCUGUUCAAGCAAAAUCGAAAUUUGGGAGAUGGAUAUAUAGAGUUUUGUGAAGCGCUUGCUGAAUGGCAGCGACGCAAUGGGGGGGCACCGAAAUGGGAGGACUUCCAAAACUACAAGAAAUGGGCACCGGAGUAUCUCCCUUUGACUAUGGAAUACGUCCGUGAUGAACUACCAUUGCACUUGAAAGAUCGAGUCGAAGAGCUUCUCAGCUCGGAAUUUUGGAAAAAAGACCCUAAACCUGAAGCCCAGCCAGGUUCCAUCGAGUACGCUAUCGCUCUCGCCAAAUGGGAAGACUCGCCCGAAGUUCGUCGAUGUAAAUUAACCAAACGUCCCAACUGGAAUGAAUCAUAUAGACCCGCUGAGAGUCUGGAAGAGAAGUAUAUUGAAUUCGCGACGAAAUUGACGCCUCCUGCAGUAAUCAAUGAAUUCAAAGAGCGCAUGGAGAAAAAUAAGAGACUGGGCGUAGGAUACAUUGAGCUCUCAUGGCAGGAAGCACAUUACAAUAUCACAUUGGAAGCGUACGGAGGAGACUUGGAUCCGACGAUUAUGGAAAAGCCUGAUCCGAAAGAUUACAUUGAUAAAGCACGCCCGGGAAAGGCUGAUGAGAGCAAUGCACCCGCGACGGCUAUUGAUCGUGAGCCUGACGAUGGCGAUGAGGAGGAGGACGAAAACUUCAAUCCUAAUGACCUCACAAGACCAUUUCCAAUCGAAGAGGAUGGAUCUAGCGGAGGGUUCUUCGCCAUGAAGGAUUUCACCGAGUACGCUGUUCCAGAUGAAGAUGACGCGAAUUUUCAAGAAUAUUACGAUCCCGUUGAGAAUAGCGUUUGGAGACCCAGGCAAGUCGGCGAACAGCAUGUUAAAAUUGAUAUGGAUGAGGAACCGGAUGCUUUCCUGCAGAAUUCCCAGUUUGAGAUUGAUGGUGGUGUGGAUUGUGGAAGAAGUCCUUAUCCUCUUCUCCGCCCCCUCUGCAGAUAUGCACAAACCAAAGUUACAAUGCCCAAUGAUGACCAACCCAAUACACCUUCCACGCUUAAAUCAAAAGACCACGGAUCACUUCUGAAGCUUAAAAAGUAUUGGGACAGAGUAACAGGCACCAUCUUCAACACCCCAACCAAAAACAUAUAUCAACAAACUCUAGAUAAAGCUGAAGAUCGCAAUCACAGAGAAUCGUUCCAAGAUAAUGACAGCUACCAGAACCCGGACAUAUUUCCCUUGGAUAUUCGACGAUGCGAGACGAUUUCAACUACAGCGUUCAAACUCGGCGAGGAACGUCCAAAUAUAGUUGACCCCCGAGGAAAAGACAACAUUGUCGAGCCAUCUUUCAGGAUGAAGGAGAAGGAAUACAGACCCAUGAGAAUUGAUGAUCCGUGGUGGGUUGAACCCGAGCAAAAGUAUUACCGGGAUAUGCCACCUCGGAACUACCCUCCAACAUGCGACGAAACACAAUCUUAUCUACCAAAAGAUGUCAAGCUUUGGAAUGAUGAAAUUGACAGAGAUUCUGAUUUGAAGAGUAGAUACUUUGUGGCUAACCUGGACGGGAGAACUGUAAGCAUCAAUGGAAUCGCAGUUUGCAAAGGCGAAAUCGCAGGUCCAUUGCCAGAAUUUGCUAUCAUACAAAGCGAGGGUGGUGGGAUAUCUUUCUGGCAUGGCGUUGGCGGUCGGUUUUACUUACAGCCGGCUGAUGCUGGCACCAAAAAUUGGUCUCAACAAUGGAGCUCAUUGAGACAAACUUUGAAAGAUGAAUAUUUUGGCGUCGCGGCCGGAUACUACUGGCAAAAUGCGAUUGUGGCCAAAAUAAUGGAAGAUGAUGAGGGCGAAGGAGAGCAAGAUCCCAAGUGGAUAAGAUGGAAAAACGCAAAACCAGCAAGAAACAAAAGUAUACCGGAUCCCCGCGCUAUCAAACUCAAACUCAUGUCCCAGCCCGGUUUCCUGGAUCAAGAUGCUCAAUUUGAUGAGAACGAGGACUGGGGAGCUCCUGGACCUUUGCCAUUUGAGAGCCCAGAAGCUGAACUUAAAUGGGUAGCCGCGCAGCUUCAUUUUCAAGAGACGUUUCUUGGUCAUUCAUGGCUUAGGUCAGAAAUGGUUGAGCCAACCAGCGAUACAGCAUGGGGAGGACUCCCUCCCAACUAUGGAGACGUUUCGAAUGGCCCCACCGACGAUCAAAGGGAUCAAUGGUGGGCAACUCAUAAAGAUAAUGCCGAAAAGGUACAAACACAUUCCUCUGAAUUAUUCCAUGAGCAGUUCCUCGAUGAAAUUGAAGAGGAGCAAAACGCAUAUGAAGCCAAGAGUUUGAAACGACAGGCUGACAAUGAUGGUUACUUCCCACCCGAUGCCAAACGAUUCCGAAAAAACAUAGAAGCAAGAGAAAAACAGAGGAUGGAGGAAAUUGAAAAGCAAGAAGAAGAGAGGGUUGAAAUGGGUGUGCAGGAAUUGAUCGAUGAGAUAAAUAAGGGAGUCGAAGAAAUUCAAGGGCCUGCACCUGGGUCGCAGCCAACGAAACUUGAUCUGUGGCAGCCAGCAUCUCUCGCCGAAGCUGAGACACAAGCAAGAGAAGCUCUACAAAGAGUUCGGGAAUUGGAGCGUCUGAGAGUGGUAUUCAAUGAACAGAGGAAGGAUACGCACGAAAUCCCAAUUCCGCCCAUCAAAGACCCCAUCGCGGGUCUUGCUCCUUCAAGAAUCUUGACAUUGCCUGAGAACAGGUGGGCUCUGGAAGCAAUAGUGAGACAUAGGGAGGAACAUCGUUUAGAUGAAGAAGUCCAGGAAACAUCAGCCCUGAAUAACCAGAAUGCAUCUGAAAGAUUGAAACGGAAACGUAUCGCGGAAAAGCGGAGACGAGGUGCACUUGGAUUUACACCAAUGACGGAUGCAGAUCGAAAAGAGCAAGAGAGAAAAUUAAAAAUCAAAGCGCAGGAAGAGAAAGAUUCACGGGAUUUGAAACUCUAUUUGAAAUUGGCCGAGAAGUACAAGAUAAAAGAGAAACAAGUUAAAAAAGAUAAACAACACGCUGUAGCUGUGAAAGACGGACUCCAGCCUGGCGAUAUUGUAAAGGCCGAAGCGGCGUCGAAAAAGGGAGAAAAGGAGCUGGAAGAACAGCAACUUCACAUGGCGAAACAACUUUCCUUGUUGAGCUGGGCCCAAUCCAACCGUCUCGCUCUCCAUGAUCUUAUCCAAAAAACAUCGAUUCCUCACUUUGACCCCACGGACUUCAACACUUGGGUUCACAAGGCAUCCAACAGCAAGAUAGAUAAGGAAACCCUCGAGUCGGCCGGCACAGCCGCCGCUUCAAUGGGAAUGACUAUUACCGAAUGGUUUACGAACGUCCACGGCGUCGCAGACGCGAAAGCGUAUCUCGCAAAGCUUAACAAACACAAAGCGCCAUAUUACGUAUUAUCACUGGAUUCCAAGAAAGCCAAAAACGACUUCCGGAGCGAUUUGCUCGCUAGUGUUUCGGGUCACGAUGGAACUAAGGAAGGCGAAUUUGCGAGUUGGAAUGAUGUGGUUUCAAGUAUGCCUAUUACCCCGGAUUGGAAUUCGAUAAUGAGGUCUGGCCCUCUGCAGGAGCCGGAGACUUUUGGCAUGGUGCCCAGGAGGCAGGUGAUAAAUGCGUAUGAUGGUGAAUCGACGUGGGUGGGUGAGUUGUGAGUUGUGAGGGGGGCUGGGUAUAGCGGUAUCUGCGGAUUUUAUAUAUUAUGUGUGGACUUUCUCUGUAUAUUGGCGUUGUAUAGUGAUAGGAUAUUUGUGUUGGGUAUAGAAUCUGAAUUCCACUUUCACUUUCACUUAAUUUGCAUCGUGCUUGGAAAUCGGCGGAUCAGUAAUCAUGGCAAUUCGUAACGGACUCGUCCGCUUCAAUGUAGUUCUCCUCAAUAUUUGACAUUACGCCAAUGACAAUUUGGCCUUCUA